CCACUUGGUUAUGGCGUUCCAUGUAUGCUUUCCCUGCCAGCAUCUUACACCCUGCAGUUAUGUGCUGGACCGUCUCAGGGGCCUCUUUGCACAGUCUACACCUUGGGUCUUGUCUGGUGUGGUAGAUCUGGGCCUCUAUGGCUCUGGUGCUCAGGGCCUGCUCCUGUGCAGCCAGGAUGAGUGCCUCUGUGCUGUCCUUCAGCCCAGCCCUUUCAAGCCAUUGGUACAUCCCAUGUAAGGGCUUGUCUUUCCAUGAUGGUCCCUCUUCCAGCAUCUCAUCCUCUGUUCUCCACUGCCUGAGACAUUCACUCAGCAUGUCAUCUGUCGGGGCCUUCUCCUUGAUGUACUUAUGGAUCUUGGAUGUUUCAUCCUGGAUAGUGGCUCUCACGCUCACUAGUCCUCGGCCUCCUUCCUUGCGGCUAGCAUACAGUCUCAGGGUGCUGGAUUUGGGGUGGAACCCUCUGUUAUGGGAAAAAUUGUCUCUUCCUUAUUUCUAUGUCUCUUCCUUAUUUCUAUGCAGUUAUUAUAUGAUUUAUGACUUAUGUUCUGCAAUUAAUAUCUUAUGUUUUGUCUUACUGUAUGCAUUUGACAUUUCACCUACAUUGUUCAAUGGUUGUCUCUGCCUGAUAGACUCUCAACUCUAGCUCCCAAACCCAAGGUCAGGGAGUUGUGUCUCUGUCUGUUGAGACUUGGUGCUCCUUUCUCACAGAUAGUUGGACGUCAGCAAUGCAGGUGUGAGAAUGUAAAUAUCUUCACACACACUGCGACAGGGAGGAGAUGGUGCAUGUAAUUUGAUUGGGUUAGAAAGACAUUCCACCCUAGUCGGACAGAGAAAGGGGUUACAAGGCAGAAGCAACUUGAGGAUCGUGGGCUCUUUGCAUCAAACCUUCGUGGUGUGUGCACUGAUCUCCCCAGCUGGUUUUUGGUUUGUUGAUGUGCACGAUCAACAUCCAUGCUUUUUAUUUGCUUUCCCCAUUAUUUGCUUUCCCCAUUAUUUUUAUUUUCUUUAUUAUUUCAAUAAAUCGCACAAAAGGACAACUCUCUCAUCUGCCUUUAUUGCAAAAUUUCCACCACAGAAAUUGGCGUCACGAACAGGAUCCCGCGGCAGGUCGUCUGGACGGUGUGACCAGGGACGAUAGUCCUGAGGACUAGGGUCGCUCAGCCUCCAAACCUCUACAGCUGUUCUGAGUGGGAGGACUGCUCACCCGUCUGGAUCGCCUCUGACGAGAUCCAACGAACUCAAAAUCCAACCUCUGCUCGGCCCGGUGAGAGAGACUCUGUUUUGUUGCGACUUGUUAAGGAAAAAAAAAAAAAAAAAGAAAACGGGUUUGAAAUUGGUUUCAGGUAUUCGGGUUUACUUGGCUCUGAUCAUUUGGUUUAGGGAAAGUAAGGCAAAUAACAAUUAAUUCUAAAACAUCCGCAACUAGACUAAAACAAACAACGACAAAAAGAAAAUAUAACUAGGAAAAGAGAUAAUAAUAUUUCUAAAACGGCUGAAAACAUCUAAAAUAUAAUAAUUAGGACCAAACAAUUUUUUUUUAAUUAAAAAAUUUAAUAUUCGGGUAAAAUUAAUUAGGUCAAAGUCUGCCCUGGUGGUCGAGACGGUGGUUGCUAAGGGUUGGCUCGUGGGACCGAGCUUGUUUUGUCUGUACUGAGGAUACAGACCAGUGUGCAGAUCUGAGCGCAGUCCAAAGGGUGUGGACAAGGAAAUAAAAGACGGCUUCUGAAAUACGGAGCGCGUUUGCAGGGGGAAGUGGUUUUGAGAUACGAGGGACCCGGAUCUUAGAGGGGCCUGACGGUGAAGGACCACUUUCGAGAACCCUGUCGCUGAUCUGAGCGGUUCCCUUUCUACGGAGACGUCCGUGGAAGAGAAAUUUCGAAAAAAGGUUCCGGCCGGAACACACAAAAAAGUCUGAGGCAGAAAACCGCCGGGACUCUGAAAGAUGGGUUCGGGGCGAUCUAAGUCUCCACCACCAGACUGCAGCAUUACAAAAUUAAUGAGACGUAAAUAUGGUGAUGAGUGCGUGUCAUGUCUUCACGACUGGACAAAACUUUAUGGGUUUCAAGAAGGUGGAUCACUCAGUGUGAAGGACAUACGCGCUUUAAAAGAAAAAUUAGAAGAAAAGGAGAAACAGCUCCGCAAAAGUAGAAUGAUCAAAGUUAAAACCUUAGAGGAAAUUGAAUUAAACAACAGAUGCCUUGAGAUUUGGGUUAAAGAAUCAGAACGCAGGGAAAGAUUGAAAUGCCAAAAAGAACUAGGAGGGAGAAAGGACGAGAGUGGUGACGUAGCUGGCAGAAAAGAUAACAACUCUGUGGAAGCUUGCACACCGCCACUAUACACACAUACACCACACACACACAUAUCAUGUCAAGAGCAAAUGCUCCCAUUGUUUCUGCUCUAUAUUCUAAUGCAGAACUGAGCGCGAUGAGGGUAAAUCCGGAUCUGGACUCCUUUCCCACCAUCAGCAGAAGAACCGAAGGAGAAGAAGCGCCUGUCCAACAACCAGAACAGGGUGGAGGCUCUGACACCACAGCAGCUGGAGGACACACACCACAGCAUGGACGCCUCAGCGACUCUCACAACGUCUGCAGCCAUCACGUUCUGGGCUCAUCAGAUGAACCAGCUACUACAAGCGUGUGUGUCUGACACAGACACCUGCUUAUGACAAUCAGCAAAGGAAAACAAGGGCAGAGCAACAGCAGAGAAGACGUGCUCUGACACAGACACUGGUUGAAACAACAGGAGAGGCUUCAGACGUGAUCGGCCCAAUAGAGCUGCAUGCAAGGAUCCAGGAAAGGUCUGUCAUCGAGGAACAACUGUCCCAUCUACGCCAGGCUUCACCCACUGGCGCUCACAUCAGACUGAUGGUUGGGGAAGGAGGAAGGUGGCGGUUCCUUUUCACGUGACGUACAAGACGGUACCGCAAACACACACACACAUUCAUACACGCAAUGAAGAAACACGCUUACAGCUGAUACACGCUCAAUUGAUUCAAAUUCAUGCUUGCCUGCUUGCAAUGAAGAAUCGCUUUCUGCUCAAAAUAUCCCACAGUGAUUUUGAAAAGAAUAACAAACAGCUAAAUGACAACUGCUGCAUGACUUUACAGUCAAAUGGUUUCGAACAAUUUCCUGAGUUUGCUCUGACGGUUCAAGGUGAACGUAUGGUGUUUUUAGUAGACUCGGGAGCAACAAAUUCGGUAAUAAAAUCUUCCAUGUUUUCCAAUCCACCUAAAAUGAGUGGACGAUUUGUGCACACUAUAGGUUCGUCUGGCCAGACAAUAAAAGAAAAACUUACUGUUCCUCUGUCUUGCACAACAUCAGACGGCAAGACACUCAAACAUUCAUUUUUGCUUUCAAACUUAUGCCCAGUUAAUCUAUUAGGAAGAGAUCUCGUGUAGUUUAGGUAUUUCACUGAUUUCCACUCCGGAGGGAGUGCAGGUCACAACCACGGACAAUGUAAAUAACUUUUCUUUUGUUUGUGUUAAUUUCAGCUCAGAGCCGCUGCUCUACUCUUAUCAGUGGCUCCUGAAGGGAGAGGCUGUAACUGAGGCCCUCAUACAGGCUGCUCGACAGCUUGUUUCCUCACAGAAUACGACCUUUAGAGACGCAUCUGACCUGUCUUGUACAGCACAUGUGUCCACUGGUCCUGAUGAGGAGUUUGAAAAAUCAUGGUUACGCACACAUGCGGACAAACUAACCUCAACCUCUCUAUUUUGGGUUGAACAUAGGUCUGCGCUUGCGAUUUCUCUCACUAACGAACAAGAGAGAUUUUUUGAUGCUUAUUCUACAGAUCCACAUGUCCUUCUGUCAAAACAUGACGGAGACAGAUGGCAGGACUUGGGUCCUUUCGUGGACAGGUGUCAACGGGAAGGAGACUGGCAAACGACCGACCCGAAUGUGAUGCAUUCACCUACCUUGCAUGCUUACAAAAAACAUUUUUUUAGUCUAACUUUCAUGCGCAGCGUACAGUGCACUUGGUACCUCAACAUUCCACACACACUCCACACCACAUGUUUUUGUCGGAGGAUGCUCUGACGCAGUAUCCAGCCUUACAGGAAGUUCCAGCUUCCCUGUGGGCCACACACAAAUAUGAUGUAGGUCUGAUCAAAGGGUGUGACCCAGUGGUCAUCACGCCAAAAUCUGACUACAGACCAUGCAAACAGCAAUACCCUUUAAAGAGAGAAGCAAUUGAAGGAAUAACACCGGUGUUUAACUCUCUUUUGAAAGCAGGAGUCAUCGUCCCAUGUGACAACUCUCCAGUGAGGACUCCACUCUUCCCAGUUAAGAAAAUCAGAGACAAAGGACAGCCAACGGAAUGGAGGUUUGUCCAGGAUCUGCAAGCAGUAAACGCGGCGGUCCAACCACGCGCGCCUACGGUACCGAACCCCUACACCAUUCUUUCUCAGGCACCGCCCUGCUGCAGUACGUUGACGACUUGAUGAUCUGCAGUGAGGAUCAGGAAACUUGCGCAGCAGAUACGAUCAAGCUGCUGAAACACCUGCAUGCUGCAGGCCACAAAGCAAGUCUGUCUAAAUUACAGUUUGUUCAGACUGAAGUUACCUUCCUAGGUCACAUCAUCACCGCUGAAGGAAAAUCCAUUUCACCUAAAAGAGCUGAAGCUAUUCAGAACCUGCCUAAACCGUGCACAUACAAACAGCUUAUGUCCUUUUUAGGCAUGUGCUCUUAUUGCAGGAAUUUCAUUCCUAACUGCACCAUCUUGGAGGCUCCGCUUAGAGCUCUGAUGCAGACGUCUUCUGCAUCCACCACCCGCCUCAUGUGGACAUCUGAGGCUGAACAGGCGUUCACCGACCUCAAACUUGCUCUUCAGUCGGCUCCUACUUUGGGUCUGCCUGACCCUACGCGACCUUUCACCCAAACAGUGGAUGAGAAAUCAGGUUGUAUGACCUCUGUCCUUCUACAGGAUCACGGAGGGCGUCCGCGCCCUGUAGCCUAUUUCUCUGCUAAGCUUGACCCAGUCGCUGCGGGGCUCCCACGAUGCCUCCGAGCAGUGGCUGCGGCAGAGAAAGCCGUGCUGGCAUCACGUGACAUUGUUGGCUAUUCUGAUGUCACCCUGCUGGUUCCUCAUGCCGUGUCUUUGAUCCUUUUGGAACAAAAAACAUCACAUCUUUCUACAGCCCGAUGGCUUAGAUACAACACCAUCUUACUGGAAAUGCCAAACAUCACUGUCAAAAAGUGCAAUGUGCUUAACCCAGCCACUUUGUUUCCAGGCCCUGACGAUGGCGAGCCUCACAACUGUGUUUCGGUCUUGAACCAGGUCUGCACUCCGCGCCCAGAUCUGUCGGAGGGGCCAAUUCCUAACUGUGACCUCGUACUCUUUGUUGAUGGCUCCGCCUCUAGAGACCCUGCUUCGGGCCACUGUCAGGUUGGAUAUGCAGUCUGCACCUCUCAUACUGUUUUACAGUCUGGCCCUUUGCCAGGACAUUACUCUGCUCAGGCUGCAGAGUUGAUCGCACUGACCGAAGCCUGUAAAUUGGCUGAAGGGAAGUCUGUUACUAUCUACACAGACUCCAGAUACGCUAUUGACGUCACACAUGACUUUGGUGCUCUGUGGAAACACAAAAAGUUUUUGAAAUCUGAUGGCAAACCUAUCUUGCAUCAUGAUAAGGUUGCUGAUCUGCUUGAUGCAAUUCUGUUACCAGCUGCAAUUGCUGUAUGUAAGUCCCCCGCACACACUGGGGGCGCUGAUCCCAUCUCUGCUGGAAACGCAUGUGCUGAUGCUGCUGAAAAGACAGCUGCCCGACUUCCCCUUCCCUUUGUUCCCUGCCUCUUAUCCUCCACCUCUACCCAACCUCCCUCUCCUCCCUCUGCUCUCCCAGAUCUUCAGACAUUCUCUACCCCACAGGAACGCAAGCUUUGGCUGACGAAUGGCGCCACCAGUAGCCACGGCGUUUGGUAUGGGCCCGACGGCAAACCUUGCCUGCCUAAACACUUUUUCCCUCAUUUCGCGAAGUUGACACAUGGAUUAGACCAUGUAUCAAAGGGGGGAAUGUUAGAUGCUCUCACAAAACAUUGGUACACUAAGGGAUUUUCAAUCUAUGCACAAAAAUACUGUGAAGCAUGUAUGACAUGCGCCCAACACAACCCACGUAAGACGACUGCCAAACCACUGGCAGCUCACCCACCACCGGAAAUGGCGUUUGACCAUUUAAUUCUGGACUUCAUCGAACUAACGCCAGCAGAAGGUAAAAAGUAUUGUUUAGUGAUUGUUGAUAUGUGGUCAAAAUGGGUGGAGGCCUUCCCAGCUAAACAUGCUAACAGCCAUGCAGUUACCAAAGCCUUGCUGACAGAAAUAAUUCCCAGAUGGGGGAUUCCAUCUAAAAUCAGCAGUGACAACGGCUCACACUUUGCAAACCAAGCCCUCGAGGAAGUGGGAAAGUUUCUGAACAUCGACAUCAGAAAACACUGCUCUUACCACCCUCAAAGCGGAGGGGCGGUAGAGAGAGAGAAUGGCACUUUGAAAAACAAACUGGCUAAAUGCUGCUCAGAGACUGGUCUCAAGUGGACUCAGGCUCUUCCCAUUGUGCUCUCAUACAUGAGAAUGAGGAGAAGGAUGAGAACAAACCUCAGCCCGUAUAAGAUUCUAUUUGGUAGACCUCCUAUGAUGGGACUCCACCCUGAGACUGAGACUAGGAUUUUACCACCUACUGAAAUGUGCGAAGACGCAAUGCUACAGUACUGUAAGAACUUAUCCUCUGUUCUGUCCCAAAUCUCCAAACAGGUGAAAGCGGCUCUGCCCAAACAGGCGACAGAACCAUUGCACAUCAUUCAACCAGGAGACUGGGUGAUCAUUAAGGAGCUUCGCAGGAAGCACUGGAACUCAAAGCGGUGGCAAGGUCCCUUCCAAGUCCUUCUGACGACCAACACGGCUGUGAAGAUCGCAGAAAGAGCGACUUGGAUCCACUCCAGCAACUGCAGGAAGGUCCCGGAUCCGACAGACGACCCUCCAUCUACAUCUACACCACACGAGAAAACCACCACUAACGAAAAGAAUUGAGAAGGACGACCCUCGCUGUGCUUACACACGCACUGAGGCGAGGCUGCGUUGACCAUACAGCUGAAGGUGCGAGCCAAGCGCCGCCUGAAGCUGCGCCGGUGAAUCACACUAUCUGACCAUACAUCUACACACACGUUCCUGAGAAAACACACACACGAGCAGCCUUGAGUUGCCGACGCUGGACGACGUGUAGACUCUUCACAUCACGGGGAGUGACAGUGACUCAGACGACAUUGGGAGGAAACCUGGCGGUGAUAACGAACCCCAAGUGUCUGUGAUCAGCUGAUCACAACCUGAAGAACCCCAAAGAACUGUCAAGGUGUCGACAAACAGGUUGGAAACAAUCUAACGCUACUAUUCAACAGGAAGAAGAAGACACUGAUUGUGACCCUGUUGCUUUGAUCCUUAUUGUAUGUUACUUUAAUAUUUGCUCUAAAUUGUGUGGUUGAUUUACAUGUAUGCCUCUCUGUGAUUUUAUCCACUAUUUUUGAACGAAAACAUUUUACGAUAAGCAUAUCUAGAGUUGUUUUCUACUUGAUUCACACUUUCACACAAAUUUUUAUCUUCCACUGACGCAAAAUGACAUCCACCAGACGAAACAAGAUAAAAAUGAUUGUCAUAUCGACGAUGACAGCAAUAUGCGUGGUCACUCUGACAUUCGCAUCAACCGAAGACACUCUUAUCCACAGCACACCGGAGUCACCCACAAAUCGAUCAUGCUUAGUUUGUGCCAUUAGAGACCUGAUGACCACGGAAAAAUUGCCCCACAUAGCGAAGACAACAUGGCAGAAUAGAAUGGCCUUAGAGAUGUUAUUAACAAAGAUGGGAAGUGUUUGUGUCAGGUUUGGUAAAACAUGCUGUACCUUUAUUCAGGAUGAUUGAACAUGAACGGAUUGGAAUCAAUUAUAGGCUUAUGUCCCCGUCUUUCCAAAGCUCAUACACAAGGGUUAUUCUAGUAUAACUACCCACAAAAACAGCUCACAAUCUUUUAUUCCUACGCCAUUCACACCUUUAUAAGCAAUACAUUUAACGAAUCAUUUUUAAAGAAUGCUUUAUUACUACAGAAUGAAUACCACGAUUGACAAUUUUUAUUCUUUUAAUGUUUGAUUAAUGUGUAAUCAAAAGGGGGGAAUUGUAAUGGAAAAAUUGUACUUUAAUGCUCUUGUGUUCAUUUCUGACUCUGUACAAUAACCAUGCAUUCUCUACAUGUUGAUUAGACCCAGAACUGAACAUUAUUAGACAAACAAUCUAUCUUCCUCUCAAGGUUCUGUCGCACAUUAAGUGCUGACAUCUAAUGUUGUGUUUGACUGACCGAUUGUUUAUGGCUUGUGUCUGCCUUUUACCCCUGGUCUCUGGCUCCUUUCUAUCUGAUGCCCCACCAGACCCAAGGCUGUAGACCUUGUGUAUUCCCUGUGUAAUGUAAACAUCUUCACCCACAGUGUGAUAGGAAGAUUCCACCAGGUCCUGGGAGAGAGGUUAAAAGGCAGAGACAACCUCAGAACGGGGUGAUCUUUGCAUUAUACCUCCGUGGUGUAUGUUCUGAUCUCCCCAGCUGGCUUUUUAUUUGCUUUCCUCAUUAUUUUUAUUUUCUUUAUUAUUUCAAUAAAUCGCACAAAAGGACAA
Messenger RNA from Betta splendens (Siamese fighting fish), 8638 nucleotides. RefSeq lists its product as uncharacterized. Bases 4316 to 7015 code for a protein of 899 amino acids. Gene Ontology annotation, biological process: DNA integration. The transcript is spliced from 2 exons. NCBI's taxonomy places the organism in Eukaryota, Metazoa, Chordata, Actinopteri, Anabantiformes, Osphronemidae. Gene Ontology annotation, molecular function: nucleic acid binding; RNA-DNA hybrid ribonuclease activity. The record is from RefSeq and is a predicted model, not a curated record.